Molecule: messenger RNA, 6186 nt
Organism: Symsagittifera roscoffensis
Lineage: Eukaryota; Metazoa; Xenacoelomorpha; Acoela; Convolutidae
Product: kinase D-interacting substrate of 220 kDa-like
Exons: 4
Coding region: 1002-6002 (1666 amino acids)
Molecular function (GO): PDZ domain binding; protein kinase regulator activity
Source: RefSeq, a predicted model, not a curated record
GUUAAUCUUUUCCCACUCCCAUCCUUAGUUGAAGCAGAAGCCUGAAAUUUGUCCCGUUUUCGUUUCGUACUAUAGUUUUAUCUUAGUGCACCUUCACUCGGCAAGAUAAUUCGUGUUUAAUGUAGAACGUUGCACCUCCAGGUCACAAGAAUCUUACAGGAUCAGAAAUUUCUUUAUCGCCAAUUGAAGCCAACCAUUCAACUCAUUUAUCUGUCAUCUCUUUAAACUGUAUAGACUUUGUAUUUAUCUCGUUGUGUAAGAAACAGUACGUCUUCUAAUCUUCACGGAGAAAUGUUGUUUAUUUUUUCAUAGAACUAUUUCGGGGCUGGGCUACUUUACUCGGUUUCUGCAGUCAUAAUUCCGAUCAAGGUGUGAAAUUGUAUCAUCAUCAUAAUCACUUCUUUUCUUCUGAGUUACUGGACUCAUUUUGUAUUUUGUUCCUGUUCGUCUUCACAAUAUACCUUUUUCGUAAUAAAUACGAACGUUAAUAAAUAAGUUAAGCUUUAAUUUUGUAAAUUUUAUCUGGAAAUUGAACAGUUCUUGUCGUAUUCAAUCUAAAUUUAACUCUUUAAAACGGAUCCUCGGGCAAACAAAAAAAUCUUCAAGGUUUAGAAUUACGACACUGAAUUCGACGUUUUCAUUUCAUUUAUUUUGGAAAUUUAUCAUCUUCGAAUUGGGUAACUUGCUUUACCUACCAACGCCUCUGCUCUAUUCAUUCACAAUAAUUGCAGAUUCCAUCACACAUGCCAAGCACUUGGGGAAACAGACUUGGGCUGAAUAAACGAACUCGAUGUACUUAAAUUUGUUGUGCUAUUUUGCAAUUUUUGACAACAGCAGUGGAAUACCUGAUAUUCAGUUGCUUUAUUUUGCAAUAUCAUUUGCAUUUUCUUUCCAACUAUUUCCAAGGUUGCUUGUAGACUAGUUAGUUUUUAAACUGAUAACUUCCUUGAUAAGUUAUUACUUUUUCCGUUCCUGGAGAACAAAGUUAGAAUCGCCUCACUAUGUAUCGUUACAAGACCAAAGACGAGCUAACAAGCUCAAUGGAUACUCUCAAACGACUUAUAGUUGCAAUCCAGAACAAUGACGAGUCUCAAGUCGAGUCAAUAUUGACCAAUCAGAUGCCGUAUGUGAACGAAUUGAUCGACAUAUCGGAAAAUGGAAUUUCGAGCUCAUCGGCUGGGAGAUCGCCGUUAAUGAUUGCAUCUGAGCUAGGCCAACUGAAUAUAGUCCGCAUGCUUCUGGAGUACCCGGAGAUAGAUGUGAAUGUGGAGGACUCAGACUGCUGGACGGCUCUGAUUUAUGCCCUGAAAGAGAAACACGAACAAGUGGCCAGACUUCUGAUUGAGAAUGACGCUGCAUUGCGAAAGCCCGAUCGCAACAAUUGGACGCCGCUAACAUGGGCUUGUUUCUUGGACAUCCCAAACUUAAUUCCUCUUUUGGUUGAAAAGGGAGCAAUUAUUGAACACAAAGACAGUUACGGAGUCUCGUGUCUGUCGUGGGCAGCAGGACGAGGCAACGCCGAAGUUAUCUCUUUACUUUUGGAACGAAUGAAUAUCGAAACUAUUAAUUCGCCCGAUAAGUACGGAACAACUGCGCUUUUAUGGGCAUGCAGAAAAGGUCACUUUGACUGCGCAAGUUUGCUGGUGAGUUGCGGAUCCGAUGUGAAUAUGUCUGGAAUGAACGGUUGGACGCCUCUUAUUGCAAGUGUAUGUGUAAAUAACCAGCGAUUGGUCGAUCUGAUUUUAUCGUGUCCAACACAAAUCGUUCAAAUUGAUUGUGUGGACAAAUCAGGAAUGUCGGCUUUAAUGCACGCUGCCAAAAAGGGCUCUGUUGAAAUCACAGAACUUCUAAUUGAAGCGAAAGCAUUCGUGAACAAAGUCGACCAGAAAGGCGAUUCGGCUUUAAUUCACGCAGUAAAAAACGACCAUAAAGAUGUAGUUAAUGUUUUGGUCAGUCAAGGUGCGGAUGUUGAUCUAAUUGGAAGCGAAGGCAAAGUUAGUCUUAUGAUUGCCAUCGAGAAAAACGAAACUGAAAUUGCGAGUAUUUUAAUCAAAGAAGGAGACGCGAAGGUCAAUGUCCGAAAUACAGCGGGUGAAACGUGUUUGAUACGCGCGACGAAGAAAUCGAACUUCAAAAUAGUGGAGAUGUUAUUAGAACGAGGAGCUAAUGUUUUCGAGACUGAUUUAGAAGGAAAUACAGCUGUGCACAUAGCUGUAAAGGCCAAAAUGGGUGCCAUUACUCAACUGUUGCUGAGCAACCCGAAACACGGAAGGAUUCUCUACAUGCCCAAUAAAUCGGGAGAAACACCCUAUAAUUUAGACACUUCUCAAAAUGAGUCACACGUUUUGAACCAAGUGUUCGGAGCCCGAAGAUUUCUACCAGCUGAAGAAAAUGAAACGAGUCAUCAGCUUUUGGGAUACCACUUAUACUCAGCGUCCCUGGCUGACUUUUUCAGCGAGCCAUCUCUACCCCUCCCAAUUACGCUGGGUUUAUUUGCCCGAUGGGGCUCAGGGAAAUCUCACUUUUUGCCCAGACUUGAAAACGACAUGAAGUCUUUCUGUCAACCUCUGCCUGUUUCGCAUCAAAGUGAAAAACGCUGGGUGCUUUACUUGAUUCUACUCAUUUUUGCAGCUUUUAUCGUCCUUUUUGGUUAUUUUGCACCUCACGGACUAGCAGUUAAAAUAAGCAUGAUGUGUUUUGGCAGUUUUCUGUUCUUAUUACCAGUAGUUGUUAUUGAGUUAAUUCGCUGUUGUUCUAGAAGAUUCUCAGGCGCUCAUUCUGCUAUUGACAAAAUCGACAAUUUCUUAGCUUAUGUCCAUCUUUUGUUAUGUAUCACAUUUCUUCGGCCUCCCAGCAACAGAGGCAGAAAAAUCCAAGAUGGAACCGAAGCGCUUCCGAUGAGAUUUCUGUUUUCAGACAGGUCAAGAGUCGCGGAUAUCAGCGAAGAAACUGGAGUUGCAAAACUUGUUGCUUCUCUAUGCGCAGAGGCUGAACUUGAAUACGGUUUCUUAGCAUUCAGGCUUUUGCAAGCAUCGCUUAAAAGCAAUCACGGACGUCAAUCAAAGUUUAAACUGACAUUUUGUAUUCCCACAUAUGUGCAUCUGAUACUGUUUGUACUUCUGAUUCUGACGGUGGGCUUUCUCUUGAUGUUAGGCCCGAACGAGUUCAUGAUUCCAUGCAUUGCGUUGGCCUCGGUAGCCUUGUUUAUUUUGCUAAUUCACUUACCAACUAUAGUUCGUGUGUGUCAAUCUUUUCACAGGUCGCAAUACAAGAGAUCUCUGCGUUUGGCUGAAAAAUUCAACAGCAUGCCUGAAGGAAAGUUUAUUCAGCAAUUGAAACAAAAUGUGGAAUCAUUGGCGAAUAUUGUGAUAGGAAUAGACCAGUUUGCAAUGCGAUCUACAAGAAUGGUAGUUUUUCUCGACGGGUUAGAUCGUUGCGAGCAGGAUAAAUUGAUGAAAAUCAUCGAAAUGGUCACUAUUCUAUUUUGCUACCCAGGAAUGCCGUUCAUUGUUGUAUACUGUCUCGACCCAGUUUCGAUUAUCAAGUCUAUAGAACAGAGAAUAAACACGCAAAUUAUAAACCAAAAUAUUAAGAGUUACGAGUAUAUGCGAACUAUAGUACAUCUGCCGUUUUACUUUCCAGAUAAAUCUAGAGAUAACUAUUUCUUAGAAGCGAUGAAAGGUCUAGUAAGUUCGUCUUUCAUGCAUUCGCAAGACAUGUUAGCGGUCGAAAGGUCACCUGCUAGGGCUAUUUCGUCACGUACAGUUAACAGUAACAGUCAGAGAUUGUUCAUACAGCGAGACUACAGUCAUGUUUCGGGACAUAACAAUGCUUUGUAUCAUUCAUGUGUUCUCUCAACUUGGAAUCUGAGCAAAAUGUUAACAUCAGAUCGUGAUUGUCUUCAUGAUUUGAAUCCAAAAGAAAUGCAACGUCUCAUAAAUAUAAUAUCGGUAACUGGGCGUCUUCUAAGAGCGUACAAAAUAAGUUUUGAUUGGAAAAAAUUAGCUUUUUGGGUACACUUAACUGAGAAAUGGAGCUACCAUACAUCUUGGAUAUUGUUCUAUUUACUGAAGAAUUCUUGGAAGUUUCGUCUGACUACGACCAUAAGAGAUGUGUUUGAAGAUUUAAAGUUGACGCUGCCUCCUGUGAAAAGCGACAAGAUGUUUGAAAAUGAUUCAGAGCGCCGGUUCCUGGAACUGUUUUUGACAAACCACCACCCGCAAAUAACCUUGUCCGAUGUUAGAAAUUUCUACCCACAUACCGUAAACCUGGACCCUUCUUUAAAGACUUACAUUGACGCUUUGCCUUCGGAAUCAACUACAGAUCUGAGAGCUGAGGCUUGUCAGACAGAGAAUUUGGUUACUUCUGGAGAUUCUGGAGUUCCAUCAACAUCGUCCGCUCUCGUAACGACAUCAAACGCGGUCAGAGAAUCGAAUUGGCACUCAUCUGGAGGUUAUUUGAGUACAAUUAAUUCUGUUAAUCUGAACGCAGGAGGAACAGUGGGCGAGGAACACAAUCGGGAUAUCCGGGUGACAAGAUCUCCACGAAUACCAUCAUCGACCCAACUGCAGAACUCAGGUCGGAACCGACAUUUAACCGAUUACUCUUUAGACGAUGUGUGCAAUGUUUUAAGUUCAGAAAUUGAAGGAAUCGAUUCAGCGAGGUUGUAUGACUACAGAACGGUGCUUCGAAGUCAGAAUAUCAAUGGUAAAGUUUUGGCGGUAUGUGACAUGGAAGAACUUAAAUGUUACCUUCAUAUGACCUUCGGCGAUUGGAAUUUGUUCAAGCAAUGGGUAUACACAAAACGCAUGUUGGAUUCGGAAGAAGAAUCGGAGACCACAGCCACUUCUCGGUCACUUAAUGGCGAUGAAAACCAUGUUUUAAAUUUACCUGAUGGUCUUCCGACUUCGACGACUAACGACGAUUCAUUUGAUGGACGGGAUUAUAGAACUGCAGUUUCGCCUAGUGAAGAUUUACAAAGCGAGCAAACCGGCAUUGCGAAUCAGGAAACAGAACAUGUGUCAUUUAUAACGGCGACUGGUGCAGAUGCUAGACGAGAAAUUGUGGAGAGCCGAAGUAGCAGAACUAGUAACUCGACCCACAUCGGAAGUUUCUUUGCCAACGCUGCUUCUCCGAAUUACACUGCCUAUUCUGAGAGUACAUUUUCACCCCAGGAAGCUCAGGAAUUGAGGUCUCACAAUCCGAACCAACUCAUCCUUAGACAGCCGACAUCGGAGGUCGUGACUUCGGUGGUCCAUUCCCAAAUAAGCCCGAUUCCCCUUUCAAGUCCAGUGGUAACCCCAAGUAGGUUCACAAUAACAGCUGCCAAUAUAGAAAUAGAGCCAGUCAAAGACCCACCUGUACUGAAACUCUCAAGUAAAUGGGAAAAGGAAAAGGAAGCCAGUAUUUCAGAUAUAUUCCAGCAAGACUUCUUAAAUAAACAGACCAAAACAAAUCAAGAACCGACUAGAAAAUCAAUGCUUUCUUCGAAAAACUGUCGACCUGUUUCAGAAAUUGAAAGUAGGAGACAUUCUAAUGUUUUAAUCACAAGAAGAAGUCAAAGCACUGGACGAAGAUGUUCUUUAAUACAUAGCGGGUACGAGUUUGGCAAUUUGCAGCAAAAUGGGAAAAGAUCGAAUGCAAAGUCAACAACUUACUUAAGAAUGUCACCAUCAUUAGAUGCGGAUCUAUCAUUACAUGCAUUGGAGACCAGUUUUAAAUCUAAUGAUUCUGUAAUUGAGAAAGUCAAAAGAAGUAUCAGCAUUAAUAGUAUUCUGAGCACUAAUUCUUCAAAUCCGUCAUCGUCGCCUAGAAAACGGAGAUCGAUGAGGACCAGGUUUGAAUCUGAUAAACUCCCGUUUUGUGUUCAGGAAACAGAACAAUUUCAGUCUAAAGCGGAAGCUAUGUCUUCCAAGAGGGGCGAUAAAGAACAAAACAGAAAAUCGUGCAUGCCUAAUAUCUUGUCAGGUGCAAAUCACAACACGGAUUCUUCUUAUGUUUGAAGAUGAAGUGUCUAUGUGUUACAUGUUGUCUGCCAAGUGCUAGAAAUUACUCCAUUAUAGAUUAGUGAAAUUAGAUGUUCGUUUUCUCAGAAGAAAAUAAGAGUGAAAAUCGUAUGGUAAUUGGAGUAUUAAAAUGUACGAUGACGCAGGUAUAAUUACUCAAAAUAUCUGAGAAAGCAAAAGA